Messenger RNA from Ceratotherium simum simum (southern white rhinoceros), 540 nucleotides. Lineage: Eukaryota; Metazoa; Chordata; Mammalia; Perissodactyla; Rhinocerotidae. The record is from RefSeq and is a predicted model, not a curated record.
AAAGUGUGGUUGUCCUCUCCUAUAUAAGUUUGGUGUGACUGUCCCUGGAUGCACACACCUGUUAGGACUCCUGCUCAUCACAAUGAAUGCUCUUCUGUGCAGCCUCCUGGUUUCAGCCACCUUCGUGACUUUAUGCAAUGCCCAGUGCUAUGUCAUACUUAAUGAGAACACUCCAGACAAUUUAUCUAAUGAAUGCAAGGAUCUGGAUGGAGUCACACACCCGAUGAACUCAACGUGGAAGACUGAAAGCUGUGUGGAGUGUUCUUGUGGGCAAGACGAAAUUAACUGUUGCAACACUGUUGCUGUACCUGUGGGUUAUGACAAAAUCAAGUGCCAGAAAAUCUUUAACAAGGAGACCUGCAGCUACAAGGUGGUGGAGCGGGAGAACGCAGAAAAGAUCUGUUCUGUUAGUGGAUGGAUACUGUAACGUGCUUCUAGAGGGCCCAGGUCCUCCCAGGCCAGACCUCAUUCUCCUGUGGCCUCUAACAGUCUAUGCUUGUGUAAUCCUACCUAUCAGUAAAAAAAAUGUUUGAGCAAACA